Messenger RNA from Sordaria macrospora k-hell, 2727 nucleotides. RefSeq lists its product as uncharacterized. NCBI's taxonomy places the organism in Eukaryota, Fungi, Ascomycota, Sordariomycetes, Sordariales, Sordariaceae. The record is from RefSeq and is a predicted model, not a curated record. Gene Ontology annotation, biological process: mitochondrial respiratory chain complex II assembly. Gene Ontology annotation, cellular component: mitochondrion.
AUGGCCCGCUUGUCUGGUCUGCAAAAGGAGGUCCUCGGACUCUACCGGAAAUGUCUGCGUGAAUGCCGCAAAAAGCCGGAGGCCACUCGGGAUCACUUCAAGGCCUUUGCUAGGACCGAGUUUGAAAAAAACAUCAAGGUUGACAAGAGAGACUUCUCGGCUAUCGAGUUCCUCUUGCGCAAGGGGUCGCGCCAACUGGAAACUCCCAGUAUCGCCCGUCGCGCAGCCGAGGAAGUCUUUCGCAAACCUCUCAGUCUAUCCCUCCAGAAACUUCGUCGGGCUCAGGCCAAGCGACAUGCCACCAAAGUCCGCGUCUCGUUCGUUCACUCCAACGGGAGUCAGAAUCGUCUUUCGGGGUCUGCCAGGAAGAGGUCGUCAAGUCAGCGAAAGCAGCAGCCGAGUCCUCCGAAGCGCGGUGCGAAUGGCGGUGCUAUACCGGGGAUAUGGCAGGAUAUCAACUACAAAGGAGGGGGACCGAGACAGCUACCCAAGAAAAAGAGCCGCGGUUCAUAUCCCAAGUUUGGUCCAUCUGAUGCCUCCUCUUCACAGGAAGACCAGUGUUGCUUGGGCAGCCCGUCGAAGAAAGAUGCAGAGAAACCACCUGGAGCAUACUGGGGAGAACUUUCACGAUCACCUGUCAAAUCACCGCCAAAGGUCCCCAACCAGCCAGGCGAAGAGCCAUCAUUAUACUUCAGCAGAGAUAGGCGAUCCGUCAUCAAGUUACGACCCCUUCCACCUCUUCCGAAAGGCCCGAGUGCACCAAUGCCGAGGCCGAGACCAAAUCCAGGUACACCAACUUCGAGAGGAAAAGCCGUUGCAAGACCAUCACCUGUCAGGCCGGGAGCAUUGCAGACGCGGAAGAUACCGAUGCAUACUGAGGCAUGGGUUCCUCCUGAAACAUGGGGUUCCACUAACAGACAGCUCAAGCCUAACAAGAAAGGUUCUCCUGGUGGUAAAGACCGCGCCAGCAAAAACCGUCAUAUCGUGUCCCGCUUCUGCAACCAUCGAAAAGUAUCGAACAGACCAAUCGAGCUCGAAGAGGCACAGCCGGUAAGUGGUGCAAGCAAGCUUCCACAUCCCCCUCCCGCUAUUGGUGAGACGCAAAAAUCCAUCCGCACAGUGAAAGAGCUGCUCCCAUACCAAGACCAGUUCCGGGCUGCCGGUCUUGCGGUGACAUCGAAGGAGCAAAAGGCAUUUCACAGGCGAGGCAAACUUGCCCCUUUGCUUGGAAAGAUGUCACCUUCAAGUGGAAGUGAAUGGCUAAGACUAGACGGAGGAACCGAGACCAAUGAGAUCGUCACUGAGGUUAAGAAAGAUGACUCUCCCUCUCCUAUCAAUGUUGAACAGAUACCACUGAAGAGUGGGGAGGAUAAGCUUUCCAACGCGUCGUCACCAUUGUCGACAAAGCCGGAAUCCGUAUCAAAGGGCCUAUCAUCCCCAGGUCACCAGUCGGACAGACAAACGCCAUGCUCUAUGCACGAUGAAGAGAAAGAAAACAUCAUACCAACAGCCCAACCAUCACCUGCACCAAACCCCGAAGGCAUUCCAAACUCCGAUAAAACCCUCCCCGCCUUGCCGCGCGUCUUCUCUCAAGUCUUAGUCCGACACGGCAGUGGUCCCUCGCGAAACUCCAGUUGGAGCGCAGCCAUGCGCCAGGGGCAGUUUCCGCCUACCAUUGUUGAACAAAGGGAGCCGUCGCUUGAUAAACAACAAGAACAACGGCAACAGCCCAAGAAGCGUCAUCAACCAACCCCUACCUCCAGCAUCCUAUCCGCGACCAGUUACGAAACGGCCGCCAUUGUCCAACCAGCAAAGAGCUACGGGCAGUUACCUUUACAGAUACGAAACACAAGACAAAAUAGCGUUAGCGAGGUCACUGUUAUCACGACCAAGACACCCCAUCCUAGCGUUGUUUCCAGUAUUGAGCUACCGAAGAGUGUUGUUUCAAGCAUGGAACUGCCGGGGAGUGUCAGAACUAGAACAGGCACACCUUCAUCGCUAGAGAAAGCUCUCGACGAAGCAGUGCGACGGUUGCAAGCCAUGAGGGAGACUGUUGUGGCUAAUCCUGGCACUGUCAAUUUCAAGACUUCGCCAACGUCCAGGUCGAAAGGAACGGGUAAAGGGAAAUAUCAACACAAACGGUCGACGAGCAGCAAGACUGUGCCGUCUCCGUCGCAGAAGUUACGAAUGGCUAAGGCUUUGAGGAAGGAGAAGAUGUUUGGUGCUGCUGUGGCAGUGGCAGUGGGUGAUGAUCACAGUCCACGAUCGAAGCCGUCUUCUCCAGCCAGCACAUGCACAGCCCUAGUGAAAAGGGAGGAUGACAUGCGGUCUUCUCUGGCCAGUAUGGGCACAGUGGAAAGGGAAGAGGGUCAGGAAGUGAGAGGCCGGAAAGCAGCCGUCGACAUUCCCGUUCUGACCUUGCUCAUCAAUCUCAGGCACAGUUCCGCGUUAGCAAAAGGUCUAGCUUCAUCUCCAACCAGCGAGGUUCCGGUCAACGAGGUUCUACCCACCGAAUCCCCAACCAACGUCCCCCCUCCCAACAACAACACCAACGACCACCAACCCGCCGCCAAACCCGCCCACCACUUUCUGGCUUAUUUCACUCCCAUUCCUCUGAUCAUCACCUUCCAAGCACACGCACAUGCACGAGCUAUAGAGACUCUUACCGACAUUCACAGCGACAUUCAAACCACCCAGACCGACAUCUCCCAGCCUCCGACAUCUUGA